CACGUGACGCGCUCGGGAACCAGCAGCGGCUGCAUCAACGAGCUCCAGUUUCCCCCUUCAGCCGGAGCUUAAAAGUGUCGGGCUCUGUUAUUUAUAAUAUUUCUUUCAAAAGGAAAUCAUAUUUGGGUGGUUUUGCAGCCUGCAUGCUGCAGCACUGGAGCAUCAAUACUGGAAGAAAAGACCGAAGUCUGAACCUGAAGCACCCUCUCCUCUCCACCCAUCUCCAAGCAUCUCCAAACAGUACAGAAACGAGAUCUUGAAGAAAGAAGAAGAAGAAAAAAAAUCAGAGGUGUCGACUGGGUCUCGUCUGCAAUCCACUCCGAGACAGUAACACAAUCGGGGACGUGCAUGCUUGCUUGCUUUUGUGCAGUUUGACACCAAGUUAAGCUUUGGGAGAAAUGAAAACCAAGCACAUUUUUGUUAAAGGAUCGUGCAACAUGCGAAGAUAAACUUCAGACGCAUCUGUACACUCUUGUUUUUUUUUUUUUUACGCGUUUAUGGAUGUAAGAGAAGAGAUGCGCACAGAGGUUUUUUGGGCGGAUUAAUACCAGGGCCUUUUCCUCCCUCCUCUCUCCUGACUGAUGCUUGCUGAAUGGGCUGCUCUGUCGGAUGCUGUAGCUGUACCUCAUCCUGAUGCAACCUCGUGGCUGGGAAUACACUGCGCGUUGUGAUGCUCCUUCUGCAUGCCCAGUCUGAUACCGAGUCUCAUUCCUGCGGUCAGACCUGUGCGUUUCUACAAUGGCCCGUUUCGAAGACGACCUGCCGGUCCGGUAUGCAGGCGGCUCUCCGUCGGCUGCGGGCCGAGUGCCGAGCAGGCAGCAGGGCCCCCCGGGUGCCCCCAGGGUCUACAAACAGACCAUGGCCCAGCGAGCCCGUACCAUGGCCAUCUACAACCCCAUCCCUGUCAAACAGAACUGCCUCACAGUCAACCGCUCUCUCUUCAUCUUCAGCGAGGAUAACGUGAUUCGGAAGUACGCCAAGAGAGUCACCGAGUGGCCUCCAUUUGAGUACAUGAUCCUCGCCACCAUCAUAGCCAACUGCAUUGUCCUGGCUUUGGAGCAGCAUUUACCUGCGGAUGAUAAAACCCCAAUGUCCGAGCGCCUGGAUGACACAGAGCCCUAUUUUAUUGGCAUAUUUUGCUUUGAGGCUGGGAUUAAGAUCAUUGCACUUGGCUUUGCUUUUCAUAAAGGCUCCUACCUCCGUAACGGCUGGAACGUGAUGGAUUUCGUCGUUGUGCUGACGGGGAUUUUGACCACCGUCGGGACAGAUUUUGACUUGCGGACACUCAGGGCAGUGCGAGUACUACGGCCACUCAAACUGGUGUCUGGAAUUCCCAGUCUUCAGGUGGUCCUGAAGUCCAUCAUGAAAGCCAUGGUGCCUCUGCUGCAGAUCGGCCUGCUGCUUUUCUUUGCAAUCCUCAUGUUUGCCAUCAUUGGUCUGGACUUCUACAUGGGCAAGUUCCAUCGUGCCUGCUUCAGGAACGAUACUAAUGAACUGGUGGCUGAGUUCCCAUGUGGCUUGGAGCCUCCAGCACAUGUCUGUGAGAACGGCACCACAUGUCGGGAGUACUGGCCUGGCCCCAACUUUGGCAUCACCAACUUUGAUAACAUCCUCUUCGCCGUUCUCACAGUCUUCCAGUGCAUUACCAUGGAGGGCUGGGUGGAAAUCCUUUACAAUGCCAACGAUGCCUCAGGGAACACCUGGAACUGGCUGUACUUCAUCCCCCUCAUCAUCAUUGGCUCCUUCUUCAUGCUGAACCUGGUUCUGGGAGUGCUAUCAGGAGAGUUUGCUAAGGAGCGGGAACGUGUGGAAAAGAGGCAGGAGUUCCUAAAGCUACGCAGGCAGCAGCAGAUUGAGCGAGAGCUCACCGGCUACCUGGAGUGGAUCUGUAAAGCAGAGGAAGUCAUGCUCGCUGAGGAGGACAAGCAUGCAGAGGAGAAGUCUCCACUGGACGGUGCCUGGUACAAGAGGAAAUGCAACAACCCAGUUCUGAAACGAUCCAAGAAGAGCAAGAACGACCUGAUCAACGCAGAAGAAGGGGAGGAUCAUUUCACAGAUAUCUUGUCAGUCGCACCCCAGGGCUCCCCUUUUGCUCGGGCCAGCGUGAAGAGCAGCAAGAACGAGAGCUCUUCGUAUUUGCGCAGGAAAGAAAAGCGAGUGCGUUUUUUCAUCCGCCGCAUGGUGAAGUCUCAGGGCUUCUACUGGACGGUGCUGUGUUUGGUGGGUCUGAACACGCUGUGUGUGGCUAUAGUGCACUACGACCAACCUAGGUGGCUCACCUACGCUCUCUAUCUGGCAGAGUUUGUAUUCUUGGGCCUGUUCUUGAUUGAGAUGAGUCUGAAGAUGUACGGCCUCGGCCCUCGGAGCUACUUCCAUUCUUCCUUCAACUGUUUCGACUUUGGCGUGAUUGUAGGGAGUAUUUUCGAGGUGGUAUGGGCGGCAGUUAAACCCGGGGCGUCUUUCGGCAUCAGCGUGUUACGAGCUCUUCGGCUGCUGAGGAUCUUCAAGGUUACAAAGUAUUGGAACUCUUUGAGGAACCUGGUGGUGUCUCUGCUGAACUCUAUGAAGUCCAUCAUCAGCCUGUUGUUCCUCCUGUUCCUUUUCAUUGUGGUGUUCGCUCUGCUUGGAAUGCAGCUCUUUGGGGGACAGUUUAAUUUUGAAGACGAGACCCCGACAACGAACUUUGACACCUUCCCAGCAGCAAUUCUGACGGUGUUCCAGAUUCUGACAGGAGAAGACUGGAAUGCAGUGAUGUACCAUGGGAUCGAAUCUCAGGGAGGAGUGGGCAGUGGCAUGUUCUCCUCAGUCUACUUCAUCGUCCUCACGCUGUUUGGAAACUACACUCUUCUUAACGUUUUCCUGGCUAUUGCUGUCGACAACCUUGCAAAUGCACAGGAACUCACAAAGGAUGAAGAGGAACAGGAAGAGGCUAUCAGUAAGAAACUGGCUCUCCAGAAGGCUAAAGAGGUGAAGGAAGUCAGCCCCAUGUCAGCUGCUAGCCUUUCUCUCGCAGCGCUCAAUGGAGGUGCGCUGUCGCACGGCUCCUCCAACUCCAGCUCUGAUUCUCCGAAUUAUGUCUGCUCCCCCGCCCAUCACUACUUGAGCCAAGAGCAGCGGCGCUCGCUGAAGAUGAUGUCCGUAUGGGAGCAGCGUACCACACAGAUCCGUAAGCACAUCAGAGCCAGCAGUGAAGCCCUGUACAACGAGGAACUCAACCCUCGCCUGACCUCCACCCAGCACCUACGGCCAGACAUCACCACUCACCUGGACCGGCCGCUGGUAGUUGAGCCGCGAUGCGACUGGGAUAAGCCCAGGGACCUGAGAGUCGAAGCAGGUACACCUGAGGACCCCAACCUGCAGGCAACCCCUGAUCCCCUCUCCAUGGAGCCUCCUCAAUCACAGCCCCCACGUAAACACCAUCACCGGAGACGUGAAAGAACUUCCAACGAAGGCAGAGAAAAUGGUGAAAAUGGAGCCUCACGUCAUCACGUGCACCACAGCCGCAGCAAGGAGACUGAAGGAACACGAGCCAAAGAUGGCAAGACCGAACGCAGCCACAGCCGUGAUGCGAGAGCAGAACACAGACACCACCGGUCGCAUAGGGCAGGACAUGAGGGCAACGGUAUUGUUGGCGCCAAGAGUGAGAGACGCUCGCACCACAGAGAAGGCUCACGCUCGGCCAGGGGGGACGGGGAGAGGAGCUCACGAGGGGAGGAGGGGGGCAACGGAGGCCGGAGGAGGCACCGGCAACGGGCUGGCAAGGUGCAGUCUUCACUAGAGGGUGGGGAGCAGAGGGAGAAUGGAGAUCGAGAAGAGAGCAAGCCUCCAGAAAACAGACAAACUGAACUGGGUGGAGAUAUGCUGCCUGCACCUUCUCAGCAGCUUGCAGUGGGGAACCGGUGGGGUCUGGAGAAACCAGAAGAUUCGGAUAACCAGCGAAAUGUCAGUCGCAUAGGAGGCCUGGGGGUCCACAUCCCCGUCACCAUCACUUCUCCACCUGGAGAGACCACUCUCAUAGCCAUGAACAGUAUAGACAGUGAGACGGCACCCAUAACUGAGAAGAACCUGGAGGAGGUGAACCAGAGCGGGCCACGUCCCAUACUUCCUUACAGCUCCAUGUUUAUCUUCAGCCCAACUAAUCCGGUGAGACGUUUGUGCCAUUACAUUGUAAGUCUGCGUUACUUUGAGAUGUGUAUCCUGAUGGUUAUAGCCAUGAGUAGCAUUGCACUGGCUGCAGAAGACCCAGUUAAUGCCAACGCUCUGCGGAACUACGUCCUGAAGUAUUUGGACUACGUUUUCACCGGUGUGUUCACAUUUGAAAUGGUAAUUAAGAUGGUAGAUUUGGGCUUGCUGCUGCAUCCAGGCUCCUACUUCAGAGACUUGUGGAAUAUUCUGGACUUCAUUGUGGUCAGUGGAGCUCUGGUGGCAUUCGCUUUCUCGAGCUUCAUGGGAUCGCAUCAAAGCCCAAACAGAGGGACCAAAGGAAAAGACAUCAGCACCAUCAAGUCUCUCAGGGUGUUAAGAGUCCUGCGGCCAUUGAAGACGAUCAAACGCUUACCGAAGCUGAAGGCUGUGUUCGACUGCGUGGUGAACUCCCUGAAGAACGUGCUGAACAUCCUCAUCGUCUACAUCCUCUUCAUGUUUAUCUUCGCCGUCAUUGCUGUACAGCUUUUCAAGGGCAAGUUCUUUUACUGCACGGAUGAAUCCAAAGGCCUAGAGAGGGACUGCAGAGGGCAGUUUCUGGAGUACGAUAAACACGAGGUCUCGGCUCAGCCCAGGGAGUGGAAGAAAUAUGACUUUCAUUAUGAUAAUGUGCUGUGGGCUUUUCUUACACUCUUCACUGUGUCAACAGGAGAGGGCUGGCCUACGGUUCUGAAGCACUCUGUGGAUGCCACCUUUGAGGACAAGGGUCCAAGUCCUGGUUACCGCAUCGAGAUGUCCAUCUUCUACGUGGUCUACUUUAUUGUCUUCCCUUUCUUUUUCGUCAACAUCUUCGUGGCCUUGAUUAUUAUCACGUUCCAGGAGCAGGGCGACAAAGCCUUGUCCGAGUGUAGUCUAGAGAAAAACGAGAGAGCCUGUAUCGACUUUGCCAUCAAUGCCAAACCGCUGACACGCUACAUGCCCCAGAAUCAGCAGUCUUUCCAGUACCGGAUGUGGAAGUUUGUUGUUUCACCACCUUUUGAAUACUCCAUCAUGAUCAUGAUCGCACUCAACACCGUGGUCCUCAUGAUGAAGUACUACGACGCACCGUACGCCUACGAAGCAAUGCUGAAGUAUCUCAACAUCGUCUUUACUGCCCUUUUUUCACUGGAGUGUGUUCUGAAGAUCAUUGCUUUUGGUCCACUGAACUACCUAAAGGACGCAUGGAAUGUCUUCGACUUUGUGACAGUGCUGGGGAGCAUCACGGAUAUCUUGGCUACUGAAAUUAAUACUACGGAUCGUCUGAUAAACCUAAGCUUCCUGAGGCUGUUCCGAGCCGCCCGUCUCAUCAAGCUCCUCCGGCAGGGUUACACCAUCCGCAUCCUGCUUUGGACGUUUGUGCAGUCCUUUAAGGCUCUUCCUUAUGUCUGCCUUCUGAUCGCUAUGCUGUUCUUCAUUUAUGCCAUUAUAGGAAUGCAGGUCUUUGGAAACAUCGACCUGAAUGAGGAUACGGCCAUCAACCACCACAAUAACUUCCGCACUUUCCUACAAGCUCUCAUGCUGCUCUUCAGGAGCGCUACAGGAGAGGCCUGGCACGAGAUCAUGCUGUCAUGUCUGAGUCACCGUGCAUGCGAUGUGAACUCGGGCACGCCGGGAAAUGAGUGCGGCAGCGACUUUGCCUACUUUUACUUUGUCUCCUUCAUCUUCCUUUGCUCUUUCCUGAUGCUGAAUCUGUUUGUGGCUGUGAUCAUGGAUAAUUUUGAAUACCUGACCCGGGACUCCUCCAUCCUGGGUCCCCACCACCUGGACGAGUUCAUCCGCGUGUGGGCUGAGUACGACCCGGCCGCAUGCGGACGGAUUUCCUAUAAGGAUAUGUACAAUUUGUUGCGAAUUAUCUCACCCCCUCUUGGCUUAGGGAAGAACUGCCCUAAUAGGGUAGCAUACAAGCGUCUGGUGAAGAUGAACAUGCCCAUCGCAGAAGACACAACGGUCCAUUUUACCUCCACGCUCAUGGCUCUUAUCCGCACCGCGCUGGAGAUCAAACUGGCCUCAGGAAUCAUGGCUCAGCGUUUAUGUGAUGCGGAGCUAAAGAAGGAGCUGGCAACCGUCUGGCCAAACCUGUCUCAGAAGACCAUGGAUCUGCUGGUGACUCCCCAUAAACCUAACGAGCUGACGGUUGGGAAAGUCUAUGCAGCCCUCAUGAUCUUCGACUACUACAAACAGAACAGAGCCAAGAAACUGCAGAUGCAGCAGCAGCAGUUCAAAGAUCAGCCAGGACCUCAGAACAAUGUGGGAGCUCUCCUGGAGCCCAUUCUGUGCCCUAUGCAGGAGAAGAGCAGGAGCAUGAUGGACUGUCCAUCAGAUAUCCUGCAUCCCAUCAGUCUCAGCUCUGCAACUCUGAACAACGGACACACACUCCAUGACAACGCCAUUAAAGGCUCCUCGUCUUGGGCUUCAGAGAAAACCAAAGACGUUCAGAGGUCAAAAAAGCGACCCAUGCUGAGAGGCCAGUCAGUGGACAUCUCAAACACAAACACUGCCCAGGUGUCAGUAGAGAUGAGAAAAAUGGAGAACAAUGCCAACACAAUCCAACAACCUGCUGGUUUAGAGGGUCAAGGACGAGCAGUAUCUAUGCCCAAACUCAAUGCAGAGAUGCAGAGAAGUCAUUCGCGUCACUCUCCAGGAACCUUACUUGCGCCGAUUCCUGAUUCCCCCCUGAGGCGAUCGGUGUCCACCUUUUCCUCACAGCGUCCUCCGGAGGUUACUGUGAACGAUUACAUUCUGGAGAAGCCUGCACAAGAGAGACCGCAUCACCAUCAUCAUCAUCACCGCUGCCAUCACCGAAAAGACAGAGAGAAGAAGCAGAGGUCGCUGGAUAGGUCACCUGGUGGACAACCUAAUAGUACAGGUGGCACAGCGGCUGACUCUGCGGGAAACUCCUCAUUUCAGGAGAGAGGGCAAGACCGAGGCCGUUCCCACGAAAGGAAACACCAUUCGUCGGCAGCGGAGAAGCAACGCUACUACUCGUGCGAUCGCUACGGCAGUCGAGAGCAUUUUCCCACCAAACCAGCGCCAGCCAGCUGUGCCACCUCACCCGGAGAGGCUCAGGAGACCACCUUCACCAAGCAGGGCAGUGGUUGGGCUAAAGGGAGCCUGGUGUUGUUGAGUUCGGGCUCGAGCACGCCCAGCCGCUGGCGCAGGCAGCUGCCCCAGACGCCCGUGACCCCUCGCCCAGCGGUGACCUACAGGACUGCCAACUCCUCCCCUGUGUCCUCUGCAGUCGCCCAGAACACCCUCCCUCCCCCGAGCCCCGUAAUGCGCAUCAGCUCUGAGCCGUACCUCCGGCCCCAGACAACGCUGCCGAGCCCACAGCAGAUCGUGACGCUCCCGACGCUAUCCCAGCAUUCCCUGCUCGGUAUGCCCAAUGGGUACCAUUACAUUAUGGGCAUGGGCACUGGCGGCAGCAGCGACAACAUCCAGCGUUACUACCCUGAAGCAGAGAAGGAAGAAUGGUGCUAGUACGGCUUUAACACACACACACACACACACACACACACACACACACACACACACACACACAUAACUCUGCUGAUGAUGCUCAUUGUGUUUUUCUUUUUCUUGUAAAAAAAAAAUUUUGAUGAGUUUUAUCAUCUCGACAUGUGUAUGUGGACAGCUUUCGUUUUUGCAGAGAGGGAAAACCUGCAGACUGCUUUUUCAUGUAUUUUAAUCGCGAUCUCACUGGGCUCGAAAUUCUGCCUUUAUGAUAAAUGAUAAAGACAAGUUAGAUCGAAGUUUCUGCUCUCAACUCCCUGCCUUUGUGAGAGAGGUCACGGUGGGAACGAUGGACAACCACAACAACAACAACACAAAAAACAUCUGGGAAAACAGUGACCUGUAGAGCUCAAGCAACAUUUCACAAUCUUACGGCCAGCGGGCUGCGUCUCUAGACGCAAAUCCCUAUGAAACCCUGGCCUUUUACUAUAUAUGUAUAUAUACUAUACUAUAUACGGUAUAUAUAUAUAAAACGACCUUGUUUUGAAAAAUGCAAAGAGGAAAAUCUCACUGAAAUGUUGCUAAGAACAUUUCAUUUUGUGUUUUCCAUCUCUGGGAAAGCAGAACCGUUCCUAUGGGCUAUGUACACGCACACACACUUACUGUACAUGUUACACACACAAAGAUUUAUUUAACACUCUCCAUGAAGGUUAUAAGGAUUAUUUUGCUGCUGAUGACCAUUCCUAGCCUACGUCACUCGGUGUGAUGUCGAAAUGUUGAGGAACUGGUUAAAAAAAAAAAAGUCAUUUCUUUUCUAAAUUAGAUAUUUUAUCUAUUCAUUAGGUGCAUUAUUAUUAUUAUUAUUAUUAUUAUUAUUAUUAUUAUUAUUAUUAUUAUUAUUAUUAUUAUUAUUCCUUUUAUUAUUAUUAUUAUUUUGUAUUAUAUUAUAUUGUAAAGAUACAAUGGUGUUUUCCGUGAAUCGCUUACAGUUUUAUCAUCUUGUCAGGACUACCAUUUCUUACAGACUGCUCCAGACAUUCUUACAAAGUGCCUAACCUUUUGACCUUUUGAAUAUAUCGUAGUAAUUAAGCGACCUCGGACUUUUUUUAGCGUAUCAGGACGCGGCAGAAAGGAGGACUGACUGAAGAAGCUCUGGGUUUUGUGGAACUACAAGGUGUUACGACUGCAGGCCUUAAUCAGGAAGCAAAUGAAACUGUAUGUUCGAUUUUUCUGUUUAUUUCAUUCACUUUCUUUCAACGGAAGUGACCAUAGUAUAAUUGUGUUUUAUUUGUUUGUUUUUUGUUUUUUUUUUGUUUUGUUUUUCCUUCUUACAUUUGUAGUAUGUUAUUAUGGGUGAGGGUGGAACUUUUUUAAAUUCAGAUGCAAAAUAUUACUUAGGAUGAAAUCUAAAAAAAAAAAUGUAAGUAGUCAUGUAAUACUACUUUACACAACAUACAGUAACCACAAUUUCAUGUUUUUUUUUUUUAAAUGACCAGGUUGAUAAUGUUAAUUGUUUGGGUAAAGGAAAAGCAGCAAAAAACAAAACAAAAAACAAGCCACCUUUGUGAUGUUUAGCUUUAGAGUCGGAUCCCCGGGUCGAUGUUGAGACCUUUUGAAAAGAGUUGUACCACUUUUCCACAUAAUAUCCCUUCACGUUUGGACAAAUCUUAAUGAAGUAAUUUUCCUAACGAGCCUGUAAACGCUCUCACUCUCAUGUUUUGGCUGAACAGACUGAAAAGCUCGUCGUAGCUAAUUUAAUACGAUAGCAUACUGCACGCUAGUCGGCUCGUUAAAUGCGUUAAGCGAGCACACAGUAGAUCGUUCAUUUUGACCGAGCGCUGCCGAGUUCACGACCGUUGGCGAGUGGAUGUGGUCGUGACAGAUUUUAUGCAAAUGAAGAGCAAUUAGUGCAGCGACUAUCAGUGGGAAUGAAGACGCUAGGGCACACGCUGCUCCUCCUUCAUCUCGUAGGAUACAAUGCAGCUAUACACACUGGUGAACUUUAUAUACAAACGUCAAAUCUCCCUCUCUAAUAUUUCACUUCAGCUGCAGGUAAACUGAUUUAGAAUACCAGUUGUUCCUCCCACUGAUAAACGUUAUUACUAUGAUAGUAGUAAUAACUAUGACGUUAUAACAGUAGUAGGAACGCGUACCGAUGACUUCGUAGUGCAGCGACUAUCACAGUAUCUGUGAACUUAGACAGCUUAAGUGAAACGAAUCAAUGCGGAAAUAAUUUUAUUGGCUAACAAAGUUUUACAUCAUUUGUUAGACCUUUUUAUCUCGUCACUAGUCACUUCGGGACGAGGUGUGCUGUUGCUGUUGGCUGUUUGUACCGCAGAUAUUAUCGGUAUGUUAUUCCAGCCUGGAUAACGUCGUAAUUAUAGAAACAGUGUGUUCCUGAUUCAGAAUAUAUGCUAAUUAAUCCGGUUAGUUAAAAACCUGUUAACUGUCAGCCGAUACUUCCUUUAUCUGUUUGUUGAACCUACUGUGAAUUCAAAUGAAAUAAAAAAAAACAGCCAGGACAUGAAAUCUGCUUGUCCCAGGAGCCUGGAUUAAUGAUUUGUCCACCCCUUGUCCUUCCACGUGGUACUCUACUGGCUCUAACUGACCUGCUGCCAGAUGUUCAGCUGGAUAUCCAGCUGUUGUAGCUGUGAUGGCUGAGAACCAAACAAAGUAGCUUUGCAGAAGCUGCACAAAAGAUAACAUCCAGUACUAGAGUAAUUGCUUAGGUGGCUGUCAUUAAAAAAAGGUGUAAGUUACAUGGCUUACGGAGAUCAAAUCUAUCCGAUAAACUUCAUGAGGGGAAGAAAAAUGUCACAUGAGUGUUUGAGCACCAUUUUCCUUUUGUAGCACUGCACAACUUGGUGUCCAUUUAGCUGCUUAGCAUGCAGUAAGUAACAGGGGCCGGGGCCCUGUGACGCCUCGAUUAUUGAGACGACAGGAUUUUGAUCGAAGAUAAGUACUUUUGUUUUAAAGUAGGGCUAUGCAACAUGAAGACACUUUUGAAGAAAAAAAAGGGGAAAAAAAAGAAAAAAAAAGGAAACAUCAUUCAUUCUGUAGCUUUAUCUCCUGGGGAUGUCCAGAUUCAGCCUUCCGCAUGAUCGUGACCAAAUCUUUUCUAUUUAAAAAAAAAGGACUAAAAUGUAUGAAAUAUAUAUAUUUUAGAAUGCAUAAAGGCACAACGAUUAACUAAGCGGACGUCAGUAACGUCUUUGAAAGAAAAAAAAUACAAAAAAAAAAAAAAACUGCAAUGUAUCUGCAUGCAUCAGAGUUACACACAGAGUUGGACGGUAAAAAGCAGAGCGGGUGUUUUGAAUAGUGCAUAUUUUUAUAUAUAGCCACUCUUUAACGGCUGUGACGAAACUGUUCCGAUAAAACAAAAAGUCGUCACCGUUUUCAUGCUGAAGUAUAAAAAACAUCUUUGCACUCCUGAUACAUCUGUUGUCCUUCAGCACGCUGCCACCGUGGCUUUAAACCGUAGUCUAUAUUUAAUCCACUUCCUCCAUACCUGCAGUUUUAUCUCUACCGAAGACAAACUUCACAGCCAUCCCCAAAUCUUUCAACCAUUUUUUUUCUUUCUUUUUUGCCAAACCAGAAAUUUGCACCCCGUCCUUUUCUGCACAUCUUGUUUAAUGUGGCUGUUCUCUUUGGGGGAAUAAAGUAAUGUUUGCAUGGUCUGACGAUGUACGUGCAUGUUGAACUACGCAUUGUUUAUCUUCAUACUUUUUGAUACGGUGUAUUCUUUCUCGGUUCUGUUUUUAAAAAUGACAUUUGAUAUAAACUAAGGGGUUUGUUGAGGCAAAAAUAAAUAAAUAAAGAAAGAAAAAAAAAGAAAUUUCUAUAUAAACUCAGUAUUGACAAUUGUGCACAGCUCCUCCAGUGAGACAGAGCUGGAACAAAUGCCCUUUAUUUGGAUUCUAUGUCUCACUUGUUUGUUGCCUGAUUUCUGUUCAAAUGGCCAGACUUUGAAUUCUGCAGUUGUUUCUACCUUAAUAUUUUGUAUGAAGCAAAGUCCUUGAAUUAAAAAAAGGAAAACAGA
Messenger RNA from Tachysurus fulvidraco (yellow catfish), 11671 nucleotides. RefSeq names its product calcium channel, voltage-dependent, N type, alpha 1B subunit, a (gene cacna1ba). Gene Ontology annotation, molecular function: high voltage-gated calcium channel activity. The transcript has 52 exons. The coding region runs from base 739 to 7659 and encodes 2306 amino acids. Gene Ontology annotation, biological process: calcium ion import across plasma membrane; chemical synaptic transmission. The record is from RefSeq and is a predicted model, not a curated record. Lineage: Eukaryota; Metazoa; Chordata; Actinopteri; Siluriformes; Bagridae. Gene Ontology annotation, cellular component: membrane; voltage-gated calcium channel complex; neuronal cell body.